Messenger RNA from Neoarius graeffei (lesser salmon catfish), 4587 nucleotides. It is a transcript of the gene ccpg1, whose product is annotated as cell cycle progression 1. NCBI's taxonomy places the organism in Eukaryota, Metazoa, Chordata, Actinopteri, Siluriformes, Ariidae. The record is from RefSeq and is a predicted model, not a curated record. The coding region runs from base 1320 to 3839 and encodes 839 amino acids. Gene Ontology annotation, cellular component: membrane. The transcript is spliced from 11 exons.
CUAACAAACUGUUUGGAGAUUUUCUGAUCUUGAAGAAAUAAGCGCGUUUGUGCAAUGCGGUGCAGUUUUAGUGCAAGGGUUUUGGAGGAAAAACAGCUGAUGAGCAGCUCUGGGAAGCUGCAUGAUUACAGCAUUAGCUGUGUGUGUGUGUUUAGAAAGGCCUGGACUCGGUCUUUCAGCUUAUUUCCAGUUGAGAAUUAUUGAUUAUUGAUUGUCGAUGGCGCAGUUACACUCAGAGCUCACACAUGUCUGCGCUUAAAUGUUUUAAUUUUUAGUUGUCAUAAAGUGACGUCAUAGUUUAACGCUAACUGGUCAGUCAUAAUACAAUUACGACGCACUAAAUUGUUGUUUUUAGGGCGGUUACUGUAGCAAGCUUGAAUUAAUUCCAAUUUUUAAUCUUUGUUUCUUGGCUUGUAUAAUGUUUUAUGAUGAUAUGUUGUAAGUUUUUAAGGAAACUUUGGUAUCUCGGAAAAGUUAAGAAUAAGAAAGUGACCUUUCCGGUUGAUCAGUGUGUUAUCGCGAUAUUUGGUGCGUUUUAUCCGGCGAUAUCAUGAAGUAUCGCGAGACUUGAGCUGUCUCUAUAAUAGCAGGUGGUUCCAUGAUUCUUCUCGACUCUGUUCAGUUGUAAAUCAGGCUUUGUGUUGAAAUAAAGGAUAAAGAGAGUCUUAAUACCUCUUUUGAAUAAUUCAAUGCUAAAAUAACCUUCAGUAAGCUCAGAUUAAAGAGGUUUAUUUGAGCUUGAUGGGGCCCAAAAUCAACUCUUUCUUAUUAGAUGCUGGAAUGGAGCGUAAAUUUGAUCUGUAGAAAUAAACCUGUAUGAAGUCCACAGGAUUUAAAAAAAAAAAAAAAAUACAGACUAAGAAAAAGUGAAUACUUAUUCGACUUUAUUUUUCAAGGAAAAAAGUGCAGGAUGUUUUUCAGAACCCAGAGGAUUCUUAAACUAAUACUUUGUUGAAGCACCUUUUGAUUCAGGUUCACACCUGCAAUUAAAAUGACUCUGAUUCACCCCAAAUAAAGUUCAGACGUUUACUUAGUUGCAUCCUCUAGCAAAAGCCAGCGUUCACGGAGAGCUUACAAAGCGUCAUUGUUGAAAGGUAUCAGUCAGGAGAAGGGGACAGAAACAUUUCCACAGCAUUAGAUUUGCCGUGGAGCACAGCGAAGACCGUUAUCAAGAACCGGGACAACAGUGACAUUACCGGGAACUGGACGUCCCUCCAAAAUCGAUGAAAACUGGUCAGGGAGGCUGCCGAGAGGGCCGACAGCAACACUGAAGGAGCUGCAGGAAUUUCUGCUCUGAAGCUUGUUUUCCGCUCGGGGACAUGUCAGAAAGCUCGAGUGACACCGAGUCCUCAUGCGGAUGGACUGUCAUCAGUAACGAGGGCUCGGACAUCGAGACUCUGGGACCCGACAUCGGGGUGGAUUACGAUCCAGACGAGGCAGCCAGAGCUCCUGCACCGGAGCAGCCCGCUUCUUUACGAGCUGAGGAUGACGAGGCGGUGGAACAAUCCUCCUUGGACGUCACGAUUAAAGAGGACGAGACGGUUCUGGAAGCCGAGCCUGAACAACAGGCAGGAAAGGAGGGAGCUCUCGAGGACCACUCGCAUCUCGGCUCCUCCAGCGAUCACUCCGACAUCGUCACCCUCGGCGACUCCAAGGAGGUGGAGCUGGGGGUGUGGGAGGAGCCUGUCGCCAGGGAGGACGAGGAAACGGGAAACGAGGAGCUCUACCUGGGGACGUCGUCAAGCAGCCAGUACACCUUCAGCGCUGCAGAGACAAUUUUCCCAGCGGAAUGCACCGUGCGCAGAGGCUCCACCAGCACCGAGGACGAGGACGCGGAGGCAAAGGCCGUCCCAGGGGUGGUUCGGAGGCGCAGGCUGAGGAGGAACACGCUUGGCUCGGAGCAGGACGAGGAGAGGAAGGAGAAAGAUGAGGAUGAAGGUGAUGGUCAGGAGGAGGAGGAGGAGGACGGGGUGGAGGCUGAGGAGCAGAGAGAAGCUCGUGUUCAGCGUCAGAACAGCGGAACUCUGAACAAGUGCAUCGUCCUCGCCCUCAUCAUAGCCAUCAGCAUGGGGUUCGGUCAUUUCUACGGCACGGUGCAGGUCCAGGAGAGACAGCGUCUGGUGGAGAAGAUUCGCGUGAACGACGUUAGCAAGGAUGUGGUUGAGAGUCUGAAGGAUGAUCUAGAGGAGAAACAAGACAUGGUGAUGUUCCUAACAGACAUUAUGGAUAAGAUUACCAAAGAGAAUCAGCAUCUCAGAGCCAGAGAGGCUGAACUGCAGGCUCAGAGACAGGAUUUACUCACACAGUUUCAGCAAGCCAAGAGUGAGAUGGAUUCUCGUCAGAAGCACCUUGCCUCAGAGAAUCGGGCACUGAAGAGUACUCUGGAACGAGAGGAGGCAUCUCUCUUGGCCCUGCAGGAUGAACUUCGGCGUCUAAGGUCUCAGAUCCGUGAGCUCGAGGAGAAAGGAGCUGGCGCUGACUCGGUCCUCUCUGAGAACCAGCGCUUAAAGGACCACCUCCUGGAGGAAAAGCAGAGGAUCCGGAGCUACCUCAGCCAGAAGGAGGCACUGAUGGCAGAGGCUCAGAUGCUUCGGAAGGAGCUUGAUAAGGAGAGGAAAGUGACCGAUAAGCUGAGGGAGGAGCUGGAAGAGCUGAGCCAGCGAGAUACCGGGAUGCAAGGGGAAGGAGAAGUUGAUACUGAAACUGAGGAACUCCAGGCUCGACUACAGGAACUGGAGAAGAAGCUGAGCUUUGAGCAGCAGCGUUCUGACCUGUGGGAGCGACUGUAUGUGGAAUCGAAGGAAGACCGAGCCAAAGGGGACACUCAACCAAAGACCAGGAAGUCCAAAGAAGGCAUGCUCGGGAAGGUCAAGGAGACGUUUGAUGCAGUGAAGAACUCAACCAAGGAGUUCGUUCACCACCACAAGGAACAGAUCAAGAAAGCCAAGGAAGCCGUCAAGGAGAACCUUAGGAAGUUUUCAGACUCUGUCAAAUCCACAUUUAGGCAUUUGAAGGACUCCACAUCAAACGUGUUCGAGAGAAUCCGAAGGCCACAGGACAAAAGAGCAAAUGAGAGAAAGGACGCAAAAACAGAGGAGCAAGAAUCUCGGGAAGAAAGCUUCAAAGAAUACCACAACAUGCGUUCAGAGAAAGAACACUGGCAACACCACCGGCCCCUGCACCAACAUCCUCGCAAAUCCACAGUGGACCCCUCCUUCCAGGCGGACCACACCACACGCAAACCAGGUGCCCAGAAGCAGCAAAGAACUACGGGAUGCAAGAUUGUGCCUAAAGGAUGCACUGGUGUCUUUGACUGUGCCUACCAAGAAUCCAUGAGCCUCUUCAACAAGGCCAUGGAGCCCAUUAGAGCAGACGAGUUCCACCAGCUCCUGCGCAGCUACCUGCAGCAGGAAGUGGGUCAUUUCCAUCACUGGAGGGAACUCGACAGCUUCAUCAACAGCUUCUUCCAGAACGGACUCUUUAUUCAUGAUCAGAUGCUGUUCACGGACUUUGUCAACGGAGUAGAAGACUACCUGGUGGACAUAGACGAGUACCAGGAUGAGGACGAGGAUGUUUUUGAGGAUCUGGAUGAUUACAUAUACAAGCACUUCUUCGGAGAUACUUACUCAGAACAGAAUGGUCCAAGCCGACCCUUUGAAGGCCCCGGGUUAAAGGUCAAACCAAAGCGGGAGUGCCAACAGCAGCAGCGGAAGCACCAGCAUUCACGCCCUCCGCCUCCUCGAGACAGGAAGUGGGCCCGGUCGGGGCGCAGCUCUGACAGACACUUCACCGAGGUUAAAAUAGAGCUCGGGCCUAUGCCGUUUGAUCCAAAAUACUAGCAAAUGUUUCCGGUGGUAGUAGUAGUUUCUCUGGUAGCUCUUAGAUUUGAAAGUAUGGUGUAUUCAGCUCAUGUCACGUUUUGAACAUGACGCCAACAAAUCGUACAACGUUGUUAAAGAAGAGAAAGCACCAACAUGUGAGAAAAUUCUGACGUGAGAUGAACACACUGAUUUAACGAACGCGUCGCUUCCUGGUGUGAUUUUGCACAAAUCUAAAUUGAAUGUUUUCUCGUUGUGUGCGCUAAUCUGUGGCUAGGUUUCGGUGGAGUCAAUAGGCAAGCACAGACGUUAAUUAGUUCCAGCUGUAAAAGAAUUAUAUACAUAGUGAUCUAUGAAACAAAACUUUUGAGAAAUGCACUUAAAGUAAGUUAAGCACUGUGUUGGUAAAAGUUUAUUUGUAUUAAAAAGACUAAUUAAUUUAAUUGCACAAAUUGUAAUUAAUCUGUCGUAGGACCAAAUAAUUAAGUCUGAUCUACUGAGCUUUCAGCUGAAGUACAUUGAACUGUGUGUGUCGGCAUGUAGCUUGUUAUUCAUUAAGUAACUUUAUUGCUGCUGAACACUCGAUCGUGCAACACGGAGCAGAAUGUUUUUCCAUCCUGGGUGUGUGUGGUGUGUUUCUCCUUUAGGUAUUGUUACGUCAUGCUGGAUAGGUUACAUUCCAGUUCAACCCCCCCGUUUUGUUUGCCGUUUUUGCAUUUCAGGAAAAAAAAAAAAAAAAAAAUCCACAAUAAAAAUUUAUUUUGCUUGA